AUGGCGAAGUUCUAUGAUAAUUCUCCAAACAUUCCUGCUAGUUCAGAAGAAAACAAGUCUCAUUUUGAGUACUGCAAGUACUUCAUUUUGGAUCACUGGAAGCUUCUUUUGAUAGGAGGAAUAUCUGUACUUGUUCUCGUUAUUUCUGUUUUCCUCAUCACAUUUUUUGUAGUUCGAGGAAGUUUUCACUGUGAAAAAGACAAUGUAAUGAUAACAACAACUGCACCGAAUUUAAUCACGGAAACUACCACUUUGAAAAUAAAAACAACGGGAAUAGCAAAAACCUCGACUCGAAUUCCUUUCAAAGCAACGUCUACUACACUCAAACCUACUACAACCGCUACUCCUCAAAAUCUUACUUGUACAAAUGAUUUCACGAUGGUGCAAGGAAAAUGUUGGAGAUGGUUUAAUGAGAAUUCGACUCGAGAAUAUGCAGAUCGGAAGUGUAAAUGGUGGAACAAUGGAGCAACUCUUGUUUCGAUAAGAAAUUCUGAAGCUGGAUCAGCUGCUAAUUACAGUAGUUUUGGAGAAGGUAAUAAUAUCGGAGAUGAAAACGAGAAGGCUCCCGAAGUAUCAGCUCGGCACAGUUCUUACAACUGCGCUCCACCGAAAUGCCCUUUGAAAAUGUUUCUUCUUCUCUAA
This is a messenger RNA of Caenorhabditis remanei, 642 nucleotides long. RefSeq lists its product as uncharacterized. The record is from RefSeq and is a predicted model, not a curated record. The coding region runs from base 1 to 642 and encodes 213 amino acids. The transcript is spliced from 5 exons. Lineage: Eukaryota; Metazoa; Nematoda; Chromadorea; Rhabditida; Rhabditidae.